AUGGAGUCCACAUUGCAGACAUUUCUAGAGGCAUAUCCUUUUCGACAUCCUGAGAACCCGUACGAACAGACGAGGGCCAUCUGGUCCAAACUGGUGGGUUGGGAAGGGGAGUCCGCCGCGGGUCCAUCCCCCUCGCUUUGCGUGCAACCCAUUCCCCUAGCGCUUCUUCAGAAGUGGAAGCGUUACUUUGCCUUCUGUUCUCGCGUCAUUUUCUAUGAAAUGGAUUGGAGGGACGUGUUUGUGUACAUGGGUGAUGUGCCAAAAGCAGCAACGCUCUCAGUGCCACGUGAUCAUGUAGGAUCUGACAGAAAAGCAGAGGUGGGAGUUGAUGCGGAUCGGGGAGAAGGCAAUGGGAAAAAACAGUUGGAAACGACGGCGGGUGCAUAUCAUCGCUCGACGACGGCUUUAAUUCAUACACUGGCGAAUGGUUGCGAAAGGCGUUUUGGAGCAUAUCCAUUGCGCUUUCAUUAUCAAUGGCUCGUGCGAUGGACCAAAAUGCUGGCGCAGUGCAUCGAAUGGCGCUUGUUGGAUAUAUCCAAGAGGGGUGGAUCUGUGCCGCUAGAGGAGCUGCAGCGGUAUCGUCUUGUUUUUGCUUCCAGGGCACGGGAACUUGUCGGUGCGGCUGCCUACAUACGCACCGUACUUGAACUUUUGGAAAUAGAGGAAGAAAAGGAACUCUGCAAUACAGAUAUUUCUUUAAAGGGUUUGCCCAGUCUCUCUCUUAGCCAAAAUUUUCCUUUGACCUUGACACUUUCCAUGAGGUUUACGCUUUCUCGCGCCACAUCUGUUUCUAUAGAGCAGUGUUUUUCUGCGCACUCAGCACGUGUUCUGGACUCGCUCUGGGCAGACGUUCUGUGCAUUCCAUGGGAUGUGUUGGACCCAAACAGUAUGCCUGAGAAGGUACGUAGAAAAUUGUUAGCCUCCUUGAAUAAUGCGGAAGGUGACACAGACGAAAUAUAUGUGUUGUGUGGAAAUGGCGGCUGCCGAAUGCGUUCCGCGACAUUGAAAUUUAUUUUAGAGAAUGAAACCCUGGAGAGGGCAGGAAUUGCAAAUAACCCCCUGUUAGGGAUUGUCAGGCUUACAACAGCGCCGCUUGAAUUUAUAGAGCCCCACCAGUUGCCUAAUGUGAAACAUUUGCUAGAAACGGUUGGAUAUGUCAUGCUAACAAAAAUUCGCUGUCACUUCGUAGAGAAGUGCUAUUACACGCUUCCUUUUUUAGCAGAUUUUGUGGCUGCAGGAGUGCUACUUAAAAAAGCAUUGGUUUCCUUCUCACGGGUCUCGGCAGACCCAACAUUAUCCAAAGCAGAGGAGUCCAAAGUGGUAUUGGGUAUGGGACUGACGCCAAUGCUGCUUCGAGGUCUCUUGGAAGCUACGGAAGAUUUUUACGCCAGUUGCGUGGAUAGCCUUCUACAUGAUUAUUCAAAAAGGGCAAUGAAGCACUUUGUGGAAUUUUGUGGUGGCAGCGCGACCGUCGUCGUGUCUCAGGUGACGCUGAAACUAUUGGAGGUUGUCGUGGAACCGACCCUAGAGGUGUUGUUUAUGCUACUGAGCCACGCUUCCUCUUCCAAGGAAGAGUGUAUUUUUAUUUAUUUUAUCGCCGACAUGCUUAAGUUUGUGCUGAAUGAAAAGAUGAGGGAAGCCAGAAGGGAAUGUAAGAUUGGCUCUCGUGUUUUGCUGCAGUGCCGUAUGGAUCUGUUAUUGCUGAUGAGCUACAUUGAUGAACAUCCCCUGAUGCGGCGUCGUGCCUCCUUAAUGUAA
This is a messenger RNA of Trypanosoma cruzi, 1758 nucleotides long. RefSeq lists its product as uncharacterized. Lineage: Eukaryota; Euglenozoa; Kinetoplastea; Trypanosomatida; Trypanosomatidae. The record is from RefSeq and is a predicted model, not a curated record. The coding region runs from base 1 to 1758 and encodes 585 amino acids. The transcript has a single exon.